Molecule: messenger RNA, 198 nt
Organism: Penicillium alfredii
Lineage: Eukaryota; Fungi; Ascomycota; Eurotiomycetes; Eurotiales; Aspergillaceae
Exons: 2
Coding region: 1-198 (65 amino acids)
Source: RefSeq, a predicted model, not a curated record
AUGUUCCUUUACCCGAUUGCAAUGAAGGAUCCCCCAGAAAAGGGCAUUCCUCUACGAUCAUUCUCGCAGCGCCUCCGUGCCUGGCCUGAUGAGGAUUGGUCGGGGAUUACAGAUCCUAAAAUCCGCCGAAGGCUGCAAAAUCGCGUGAACCAACGAGCCCGACGUCUACAGAAUAAACUAGCAGCAAACCUGCCCUAG